Molecule: messenger RNA, 1462 nt
Organism: Paramecium sonneborni
Lineage: Eukaryota; Ciliophora; Oligohymenophorea; Peniculida; Parameciidae
Source: the annotation of a GenBank genome assembly
UUUAUAUUGAUGAGUCGAAAUCAAUCGCCAAGGAGAUUCUAAAAUGUGUUAGAUAAGUGGCAUUAUAGUAAGUGUUCAGAAAUAAAGAUUCACUUCUAUGUUAAGAAUCUCUAUAUGGGUAAUCAGACAGAAGAUUAAUUUUUGUGUUUUGUGAAAGAACGAGUAUAGAAGGCGGUAAGAUGAUAAUGAUGAAUAAGGGUCCUUGUGAAGUGAUUCAAAUAACAGACAAGAAUUAGAAUGAAAGAACAAUUGAUAUAGCAAUAGGUAUGCGAUAUGAUAAUGAUGCUAAAUUGAUAUAUAUUGGAAAGAAACAUAUCAAUUUAGUAUCAAAACAUCAAAGUGAAAAGAAAAUAAUUCCAAUGAUUAGUGAAAUAUUUUUGAUGAUGUUAAGGGUAGUGAAUGAUAUAUUAUAGGGUGUUAGGAGAAGGGAGAAGUUGACAAAUAAGCAUUGGAAGAAAAAUUAAGAUAAUAAAGAUUUGGAGAAAAAAAAAGAGAUAGAUCAAGUAGUUAAGAAUCUUCAAAAUCUGAGGGUCCUGAGAAGAAGAAGAAUCCUAAUGCGAUAGUCUUAAAUUUAUAAGUUAUUCCAUAAUAGAAAAACAUUGUUCUUCCUAUUGUGGAUAUUCAACCUGUUUAAAUAACAAGUAAUGAAUUUAUGUAUAAAUAUGUUAUAGUUCCCAAGGAAAGUUUUUAUAUCUUUGGAAUUCCUUAAGAAUUCACUUUACAAGAAUGUUUGAUGGAUAUUAAAAAUAGAUUCAAUUUAUAGUAAUUACCAGAUGGAAUAUUUAAGAGUGAAAAAUAGUAAGAUCAUAUUUUUGAAUAUUUGGAAGUGCAAUUGGAAAUGUAAUGGAAGAAUUAGUUAUAAAAAAUUAAGAAUGUACCCUGUCUUAUAUGUUAAAAGAAAAAGAAGACUGAUACAUUCUCAGACAUACUUAAACAAUAUUAAUUAUUCAUAAAAACAUAACAUCCAAUCAACACAAAUAAAUUAUUGUCAAUCUUUCAAUAAUAUGGUGAUAUUAUUGGAUUGUAUGAAUUGUUAGUUAAGUAAAUUCACUUUCACUAUUUAUAGUCAGGAGGAAUCCUCCAAUUCUCAUUGUAUUGUCUAUACAUCUGAUUAAUUCAUUAAACGUUUGAAACCUCCAGGUUAAAUUGAAAUACCUGAAGAAAAGACUAUUUGUGAAUACAGAAUACCUGAAUAAAAUUUUGUUUCUUUUUAAAGAAUUCCCUACAAAAAUACCUUACAUGCCUAAAUUGCAAGGGAUUCUAGUAGUUCUAGUAGUAGUAGUUCAUCAUCAUCAGUAAUCAUUUUAUUAUCAUUUAUAGUCAUCACGGAGUAGAAGUGAUAGCAAUCCAAGAAAAAAAAAAUAAUACAGUAUAUACUAUUAUUAUAAAUAUAAUUUUAGAUAACAAUCGUAAAAGAUAGAACUACAGAAGAAAUAAUAAUUAUUAUGACAAUUGAGAUGAG